UCUCUCUGACACACACACACACACACACGCACACACACAAAUGAAUGACCGGCCGCCUCCAUCACACCCCCACACCCCUCUACAGUUGGUAGAGUCCGGGACGGAGCAUCAUGGCGAUUGACGGAGGGGGGAGGAACUGUGGUGUUCAUGAGCUCAUCUGUGCCAGACGAGUGUCUCCCGAGCUCCUGGGUGUCCUGUCUUCCAUUGCAGCCUUCAUGGCAUUGAUGGCUCUGUUUUUUCUUUACCUCAACAACAAAUUGUCAGUGGAGAGUCCUGACAAUCUGUCACAUCUCAGUGACUAUAAGAACAACCAGCCAGAGGGAGUUUUAUCAGACAGUGAGGAGGACAGAGUUCCAGAGGGCGAGGUCCAGCAGAACACAACCUCUGCAUGGAGCAGCACACGCAAACAGUCAUCUGAGCACGGAGGAUACAGCAGCGAGGCCUCCAGUGAACAGGCCAGCAGCAUCCAGAGGAUAAAGAAAGAUUCCUCGCUUGGUGAACCUCAGCCUCCUCCGUACCAAGACGAGGGCUCGGGGGCCUGCGUGGGUUCUCGAUCCCGCUCAGAGCGAGGGGUCAGGAGAGCGCCGAUCCCACAGCGCUGUGACAGCCCCCACUGCUCCAGUGAGGCAAGCGGGGACCAGGACACUGAGAGUUACCUCAACAAAGCCUGUGAUGAGGACAUACCCAGUGACAGCACUGCUGUUCUAGGGCCAGAGGAUGGUUCUGGUCCUCCGCUUCCCACUGCCUACGAGCCAGAGCCCCUCGCCAAAUACGGCACCCUGGAUGUCGCCUUUGAGUACGAUUCCAGUGAGCAGUGGCUGGCCGUCACUGUCACAGCUGCAACUGACAUUCCUGCUCUCAAACAGACCGGCAACAUCUCGUGGCAGGUCCACUUGGUCCUGCUGCCCACCAAGAAGCAACGUGCUAAGACCGGCGUUCAGAAGGGCCCGUGUCCCGUCUUCACAGAAACAUUCAAGUUUUCCAGGGUGGAGCAGGAGGCCCUGGGAGACUAUGCUGUUCGCUUCCGCCUGUACAGCAUCAGACGGAUGAAAAAAGAGAAGGUCCUGGGAGAGAAGGUGUUCUACCUAACGAAGCUCAACCUGCAGGGCAAAAUUGCUCUACCUGUCACGCUGGAGCCUGGCUCUGAACUUACAGGUUGUGGCUCUGUGGUGAGCGUGUCUCGCAGUGCGGGGGCUCUGUCCUAUCGCUCCACUGAAGACUCAUCCACACCUGAGAUCCUCCUGGGUCUCAUCUACAACUCUGCCACAGGGCAGCUCUCAGCUGAGGUAAUCAAGGGAAAUCACUUCAAAACCACAGCGUCUGAUAAACCCGUCAAUGGUCUGUUUUGUUGUGUAAAACACUUCGUAGGGGGACAGCUUUAUAUCAUGAGAGACACCUAUGUGAAGCUGACCAUGCUGGACUCAAAGGGAAAGGAGAUGUCCAAGUGUAAGACGGCCGUUUGCCGUGGCCAGCCCAAUCCGAUCUACAAGGAGACAUUCGUGUUCCAGGUAGCGCUCUUCCAGCUGUCCGAGGUGUCACUGGUGGUGUCGGUGUUCUGCCGCCGGAGCAGCAUGAGGCCCAGGGAGCUGGGCUGGGUCUCCCUGGGCCUCAACAGCACCAGCGAGGAGCAGCAGGCCCACUGGACAGAGAUGAAGGAGGCGGAGGGACAGCAGGUCUGCCACUGGCACACCCUCACCGACACAUAGGAGGACGAUUUUCCAAGACCGAACUUCCAGAGAGAGCAUUCCUUCUACAUUUUCGGAGCGCAAGAAAACUCCCUGUGGGAUGUGUGUUGUGUGUGUGUUGCAUACAGGUGUGAGAGGUGAGCAUGGGUUCCCAGUCUUAACUGCCAGGCUGCAUGAAUACCCUUUAAUCUGCCACCUUUCUCUGAGACAGAUGGGCUGACUCCUGCUUCCGCCUUGUUUACAGGACCAUGUUAAGACACUUCCAGACAUUUUUCCCCCUCUGAAUCUUGGACCAAAGAGCUCGGUCCAGUACUAGCAGGCUCCUUCCUUCUUUCCUUUUCUGGAUUUCAGCUGCCACCAGCAUACCAGACAUUACUCAAUCAGUCGUAGCCACCGACAAAAGACAAUGAAUGAAGAAGACUGUUACAAAGGGCCUAUAACAUGCUGCAGCUAUACUUACAAGCUGUGCUUUCUACAGUUUGUUUACACGCACAUGACAUUAUGCAAGAUUCAUUCAUUGGUUUUUCCUUUUAGGUUCUUGGGUUAUUCUUCCUAGUCUACCAGUUUUAUGGUCGUUUCUGUGGGCUGUGUGUUAAACAAAGACAGAUUUCCUUUUUUAUCUCGUGGUCUUGCAUAACUCAGUGCACUAUGCAUCUGACGCCACUUUAGACGAGAGGAAUGCAAUUCUUUCUUGAGCUUGCCGAGUCUCUUACAGAAUUGGACACAGCUCUGCAUGCCACCGGUAUCAAAGAGCAGCUUCCUUUCCUGUGUAAUGCAGAUCGAGCCUGUUUCACUAUUCAGCCUUCUAACAACUCAGCCAUGUUCAUUCAUGUAGAAACAUGGUGCUUCCCGCUGAGGAGGAAUAUGCAAAAGCCUGCACAGGCCAAGUAAACCUGGCCGUUUCUGCCUCGACUGUGUACGCUGUAACGCGAGUUUGAGUGGCGAGACAAAUCACAAGAAGGAGAUGAUCAUAUUUUCUCAUUUUCAUUUUUAAUAAAGGCUAAAAUAAAACGGGGAAAAAAUGUUGUUCAGAACUGAGAAAUCUUAUUAUCCAGGCGAGGGGUUCAUCUGGAACAAAGGCCAUUUUAAACUCAUCUGAAAGAGCAGCUAUGAGUCAGAAAAUCCCCCAUAAGAAUACUGAAGACUGCACAGCCACACCCUUGUAUUAGUGAAUGAAACCAUUUCCCCUGCAUCUGCUGGUUGAAACCGAGAGGCGCAUUCUUCUUUCUCUGUCCCAAUGAUGUCAGAUUUGAACCCUUCUUCUCACUUAUGAAUACUGCAACCACUCCUCGUCCCUUUAGAGGUUCUGUUGGGACAAUUUCAAUUUAUAAUUUAUCAAAAGAGGUUUUUCCAGUUUUUAAUAAAAAACAGAUGUUAUCUAGAUUUUUUAAUAGAUUAUCAUUUUUUUCACAAUCAGGAAUAACAGAAAAUUUUUAGUUUGGUUUGCACUUAGUUUUAAAGUGCAGGUUGUGUUUAGCCAGCACUGAUAACCAUUGACACAAUAUUGGAGAACAGUCCUGUUCGCAUUCUUGGAGAGUUAGCUUUAAUGGCAAAUGCGCAGUCCGAGCCAGCUUAAUGUAGCCUAAAGACUGGAAAUGGAGGAAAACAUCCAGGGUUGCCAGGUCUGUGGUUUUCCUGCUUAAAUGAGCUGCUUUCGAAGUGUGGGAUGAAAUAUUCAUGGGCUGGCUGGAUAGAUGGAUCAUUAUGCAUUUCGCAUAAAAAUUAAAUUUAAAAAUAAUAAUAAUAAUGAAGUACCACAUUGUAAAAAUAUUGUUAAAAUAUUUACUUAGACAGAUCCAGACUCCAGAUCAGCAUAUGGUGCUGUAAUGCUCUCCUCCUCCAAACACCUGCCUCUCAUUCCCAACUCUGGCCACUGAGUUAGUUUUGUGACACACACACACACACACAGCAGGCAGCCCUGGAAGUGGCUGUGACUAAAGAUAUGAAGGUCUGCCCGACAAAUCAAAUUUUUGUGCAGCAGGUUAUGAACAACUAGUAACUACAUGAUAUAUGUUUCAGAUCUCUUAAGGUUUCUCUGCCUUAAUUUUCACAAAACUACAAAGGGGGGAAAAAAGUCAUUUACUAAUUUUUGAUCUGCGCACAAAGUGAAACAAACUGUUUUAUUUCUGGGAAAAAUUACUUAUAGUGCUCUCACUGGACACUUUAUUAGGCACACAGUUCUUCAUAGCGUAGAUUCAGCAAAGUGCGGGAAACAUUCCUCAGAUAUUUUUGGUCUAUAUUGACAUGAUAGCAUCAUGCAGCUGCACAUCCAUGAUGCGGAUCUCUCGUUCCACCACAUUCCAAAAGUGCUCUAUUAGGUUGAGGUUAGGUUGUGACUUUGGAGGCCUUUUUAGGACCGAGCCCUCGCUGACUUGUUAAGAAAACCCCAAAAAACAGUGAGACUGUUUUGAGCUUUGUGAUGUAGAAGAUGGGUACACUCAGGUAGGCUGUAGCCUUUAUUAAUGCUGCAAUUGUGAUUGGCUGAUGAGAUAUUUGCAUUAGUAAGAAGUUAAACAGGUAAGUGUUGUUCACUUAACCGAAGACACCAAAGAGCUAAAAAGGUUCACCUGAAGGUAGGUGGUUAGUUUUAUUACCUGGAAAAAAAGCUGACAUUUUGGGGAAUGAUGGAAAAUAUUAACGUCAAAGCUGAGAAGCCCCACCAAAGUUUACCAAGUAGGAACUCCAACUAUUGGUGUAUUGUGGUCAGAAAUGGGAAAUUUCUGGGAAGUAGUAUGUUGCCAAUAUAUGCAGCACCUCCCCCCUUGACAGAACUCCACUAAAGAGCAAAUAAUUACUUCUCAAAAUGUCCCGAUCCAAGUCUAAGGAACAGAUUUCCAACAGACACCUGAAUAAGGACAAGAGUCAUAUUUUUUUAACAACGUUGAGAGCUUUUAUUUCCAUUCAUCUGGCCUUCAAUGGUAUGUUUGACGCUGUCAUCAGUCAUCAGUCUGGUACAACGCUGCAGGUGGCUGGAGCCUCGCCCACAGCUGUGGAUCAGACCCAGGAGCACUUUUUUCUUUUUCCUUUUUCACAACUCUACACCUAGCAGAGUGACUGCAGCCUUCCAGGCAAAUUCACCCUGCUCCGAGCCACAGAAAACCAGCUGUGCCACAGAUCCUCGAGGGUGGAAACUACAGGGACCGGAGGAACACCAGCUGACCCCAACAGAGCCCCGAGGACUGUUUUAGAGUCAGCCAGGUAAUUAUGAGGCCCCUGGAGCGCCAAUAAAAGUGUUCAGACGUGAUGAGGAGGUUAGGAGCCAGGCUGGUUUUUCUAGUUCAGUGCAGCAACACAAAGUGGAAAUUUGGACUCUGCACAGCCAUUUUCGCCCACACUAAUUAGAAAUCUGGCUCAGUGUUUAUCCCUCUUGGGUAAAAAGGCCUGAUCCAACAUUUUUAUGUUUCACUUGGAGGGAUUACCGAGCAAGAGUAGCAAUAUGGAGCAGGCGGAGAUUCAGAUUUAAAUAAACUCCACUAUUGUCCCCUCACUAUCUGUUUGCAAGUUAAUCUUUUUAAAAACAUGUCAUCCGUUAGCUCUCAGUCAGUGGCACCAGCUAGUUUUCCUUGGCAAUGACACAAGUUUGACAGUCAGGUUGAGAUUUCUUUGUUUUCAGGUCUAUUAAACUACAAUAUCUUGUCA
This is a messenger RNA of Oreochromis niloticus (Nile tilapia), 5324 nucleotides long. It is a transcript of the gene syt14b, whose product is annotated as synaptotagmin XIVb. The record is from RefSeq and is a predicted model, not a curated record. Gene Ontology annotation, molecular function: phospholipid binding. Lineage: Eukaryota; Metazoa; Chordata; Actinopteri; Cichliformes; Cichlidae.